Messenger RNA from Rhizoctonia solani, 972 nucleotides. Its product is annotated as 3-oxo-5-alpha-steroid 4-dehydrogenase. The coding region runs from base 1 to 972 and encodes 323 amino acids. Gene Ontology annotation, molecular function: oxidoreductase activity, acting on the CH-CH group of donors. Gene Ontology annotation, biological process: lipid metabolic process. The transcript has 7 exons. The record is from RefSeq and is a predicted model, not a curated record. NCBI's taxonomy places the organism in Eukaryota, Fungi, Basidiomycota, Agaricomycetes, Cantharellales, Ceratobasidiaceae. Gene Ontology annotation, cellular component: membrane.
AUGCCAAUCAACGCACUCGACAAGUACUACCUCGCUUUGACAGCUCUGGUCACCACCGGAUACCAGCUGCUUGGCUUUGCUAUCGCAUGGACACUCCAAUUCGACAAGAUUACUGACUUUACGGGAGCAAUCCUUACCUUGUGUAUGAACGGUGUCUACCAUGCACGGAACAUUGUGGCCACCGUCUUUAUUCUUGUUUGGGCAACACGCCUUGCAGGCUUUUUACUCUUUAGGGUGCUCAAGACUGGCUCGGAUACUCGUUUUGAUGAUAUACGCUCCCAUUUCUUCAAGUUUUUGGCAUUCUGGGUUGGUCAGAUUGUUUGGGUCUGGACAGUCUCUCUGCCAGUCACUAUUCUUAAUUCACCUGGAGUAACGUCAACCGGUGGUCAACCCAGUUUCGGCACUGGUACUGAUAUCGCCGGCGUAAUUCUUUGGGCUAUAGGUUGGAUGAUCGAGAGUACUGCUGACAUUCAAAAGUUCAAGUACAAACAAACACAUCCCCCAAAAGAUCAGCCCACAACAAUUGGAUUAUGGAAGUACUCCAGGCAUCCACCUUACUUUGGAGAGAUCCUUUGCUGGUGGGGUGUUUGGCUAGUCUCCCUCUCAGCUACCUCGGGCACGAGUGGCGGGCCACGCUCUGCUCAACUGGGCGCACUCGUCAGCCCGUUGUUCACAAUGGUGCUGCUUAUUUUUGGAAGUGGAAUUCCAACUGCUCAAAAACCUACUGCCCAAAAGUUCUACUUACUUUCUAAUGGACCCAACGCUACCCACCGAAACGCAUGGCCGAAUUAUAAGCGGUACAUGAAGCGUACCAGCGUAUUGAUCCCAUUUCCUCCAGCAUUGUAUGAGAGGCUACCUCAAUUCAUCAAGACUACCUUCCUUCUCGAUCUUCCCAUGUAUCAGUUUCACGAAGAGACUGAUGGCAAGAAGGCUUACGAAGAAGAGCAACAAAGAGCAGAUAACCAAGCUUAG